AUGCCGGCGGUGAGACAGGCGUGUCGACGACAGUUUUCCUCAUUCAAGGACAACGGGAGCAAGAUCUUCUGCAGCAAAGUGAUCGUUAAGGGUGACAACCAUGGCGGUGAUGGCGCUUUUGCUGCUUGCGACAUCAAACAAGGCGAGCUGGUCGAACGAGGAAUUGUGCGGAGAAUUCCAGGGCUUGAUGGGAUGAAGAACCCCUAUGUCUUCACCUGGAGCGACGAUGUGCCUAAUCAUGUCUGGGCCAUAGGGUCGGGGUGUGCCACAUUCUAUAACACUUCUUACGAUCCCAACACGUCAAUGAAGAGAUUUUUUGACGAGGACAGGUUUGAAAUUUUUGCGAUCAAAGACAUCAAGGAGGGAGAGGAGCUCACGCACACAUACAAGAGCAAGAAAUGGAGGACAUGCUUUGUAGAUGACGAGCGACUGCAUAAGUGA
Molecule: messenger RNA, 441 nt
Organism: Guillardia theta CCMP2712
Lineage: Eukaryota; Cryptophyceae; Pyrenomonadales; Geminigeraceae
Exons: 4
Coding region: 1-441 (146 amino acids)
Molecular function (GO): protein binding
Source: RefSeq, a predicted model, not a curated record